AGGGUACAAGAUCAUUUCCCUCCCCAGAAUCUGCGUGAGAUCGAUAUUGUCCUCGUUGUGAACAAAACUAUAUUCGCCUGUAAACCCUCCAAUUCUUGAGCUGAUUAGCUUCAUUUUAUAAGCAUUUGCUGAGCUGAAUGCUGAUCCACAGAAAAUGAAAGUGCCGUUAACUACUCAGUUAUUUACAUGGUUUGCGUUGCUGUUGGCCGCCUCGUUUCGUGGUGCGGCCGCAAAGAGCGUCCUUGCAGGUACCCAUUCCAGCACUGCAAAUGAAACAGUUAGCUGAUGCUGGGUCGUGUAUGGCACGAGUUCUUCGCCUUCUACUAUCAACCGCUCUCCGUCUCAGCAUCCAGGACACAGAGACUCUGCUAAUUGGUCCACGUCAGGUCCACUCCGGCAGUCUUCACACAGAUUCACUUUCUGCUCUGUUAGGUGGACGACAGAAUUCUGAUUUUCUGCAACAGUGUCUUCGCGGUCAGCUUGAGCAAUGCCGUCGCAAAAGCCACCCAUGUAGCGAUGCUGGAAAGUGCGCUUUCACACAUUCUCCACAAGGGAGUGGAGCGUACAUUUGCCACUGCGACGAUGGACGUACUGGAACGUUUUGUCAGAUAGUACUGCCAUCCUGUUCUGGUAAUCCAUGUCAGAACGGUGCAACAUGUCAACAGAGAGGAUCAUCAUUUCAUUGUCACUGUCCACCACUGUAUACUGGAAAACGUUGUGAGGAAAAGUGGUUGGACGUAGCUAAGUUUAAACAGCAAUCCAACACAUUGCAUCAAGUCAGUGAAGAUGUUCAACAACUGAGACAUGAACUGCAAACUGGAAGACAAGACGAUACCGAUCGUAUGUAUACGUUUCUUCAACACCUGGAGAAGCGAGUCCUUAAAAACGUCAACUCCACUAUGGCUCAUCUGUCAUCCGAAGUUGCCUCACUUAGUGAACGUCUAGACCAACUGCAAGAGAAUCAAGAAGUAUCCUUUCCCUGUCGGAGGACAAGCCAGGGGCGGUCAGGUCUAUUCAAUAGCGGAACACCCACGGCAAUAUUCACUGCAUACUGUGAUCAAGAGACUGAUGGAGGUGGCUGGACUGUGUUUCAGAGAAGACAAGAUGGCUCAGUGGACUUCUACCGUGACUGGAAUGCAUACAAACUAGGAUUCGGAUCAGCGGCUGGAGAGUUCUGGCUGGGUCUAGAUACACUACACUAUAUGACAUCACAAGCGGGUAGUACAUAUGAGCUGCGUAUUGAUAUGGUGUUCAAGACAACUGGAGAGAAGCAUUAUGCCAAGUGGUCAGCAUUCCGUGUUGAAGGUGAAGCUAACAAUUACAGACUACACUUUUCAGGAUUUUCAAGCCCUACCUUGGUGGACAGAAUGAGACGCCACAAUGAACAACAGUUCAGCACUCGGGAUCGGGAUCAUGACAGAUUGACAGGGGACUGUUCCAAUUCCUACAAAGGUGGAUGGUGGUACAACCGGUGUUAUGACGCAAACCUCAAUGGAGAGUAUGGACUUCACGAUGGAUUACCACGUGGUAUAGUGUACAAAUAUCCCGGAAACAAUUACUCGAUUUUGAGGUUCGUGGAAAUGAAGCUACGAAAGCAGCUCUAAAGCUCAAAUCUACUCUCCUGGUGUAUUCUAGAGCGACAUUAACCAUUUCAAGUUUUCAUUGGCUUACCAAUAUCACAUUCCGGCUCCCUUUUAGUUUUAGUUCUUUCUGUCACUUGCUCCGUGAAGAGAUUUUGGAGGGUAGCAUUGUGAUAGUAGGGUCUGUUGGUUUCGUGUCCAAGAAGUCACAUGUAUAUUCAUUCGCUUAUGUAGCCAGGAUCUAUGCAUUCAGAAAGAGGUGCACGAUGUUGCACAUGCACGUUUCACUUAUUUUUAAACUACUUACAUGUACAUGUACAUCUUCACGUUCACUUUAUAAACUGUCAUAACCCACGGAAUGUGCGAUAUUUUUUUAGUUCGCCUCCUUUUCCUUCUCAGUAAUUUCAUUCAUUGUUGACUUCAGCGCCUUUCCUACGUACUUCCUCCGUUAACAAAAAACUUCGUGAUGGAUUUUGAUGGAUAUGAAAAUGCUUAGAACAGGUCAAGAACAGUUUGUAUCGACUGCAAAUGACUGGACGAAGGUGAAUCAGCCUAUGUACAGCGUCUUUACAAGAGAAACUGUUCGCAGAAAGAGCAGAGAGUUCAGUUUGCGUCGCUUUCGCUCGACUCAUUUUUGACCUGCGUCGCUGUCGUCAUCUGCUGCACGCGAGUCGUCAUCUCUCUCGAGUCGUUGUUCAGCUCGUUUCAGCCUUACCUCGGCUUCUUUGAUCACACUCCCCUGACCUUGAUGUCGCCGUCGCUGAAGUAAGUUGGCUUUCAAGCUGCGUGAUCCGCCGCGAUGGCGAUUACUCGUUUCCACGAGGGAGUCGUGAAAAAUAUUUUACGACUCCCUGGUUUCAUCUUCGCUCUCCAGAACUCCGCGAAACGAAGAGUAAAGGCACAUCCAAACUGAUUUCAUUUUCUCUAAUGGAUACCCCUGCCAGCACUGAACGGUAGCGGCUAGCAAGUCCAGUCGACUUUCUUUAGCCAUGAGACUCGCAUCGGACUGCAGACUUCUUUCUGAAAGAAUGCAUGGUCAUCAGCAUUCGAAUCUGGGCUUUGCGCAGUUUGAACAAGAACUUGAGUUCAGAAUUAGUUUUCAUUGAGCCGUGCGAUCGGAGCAGCUCCUUGUUCACUCGCUCAUUAUGUGGGCUCGCUGCUCCGUUUUAUCGUUCUCUAACUCACUUAGUGCCGAAGUGGUAGAGAGGCCAAGCAGCGCAAUAUACCCUCGGAGAAGUGGUAUUUCAGUUUCGCUCGCCAUGACUGUCAUCACCUACGUUUCCACAGCGCAACCAUCGAUUCUGCUCGACUUAUUGUGAAAGGUCGAUUUCCUUGCAUCGUACUUCUUUCAUGGCAUGCCAGGGAUUCAGGGAAGGCCAAGAAAGUGAUUGCGACUCAUUGCACGGCCGUUUGUGCCCAAAUCAGCCCCUCAAAAAUCCAUCAUGAAGUUUUUGUUAACGGAGGAAGUAAUUGUUUUAAAAUAUAUUUGUACUCGAUCAUAGUGCACGGUGUUUUGAACUGGCUCUAGAAAAGAAGAAAAUAGCUGGUACUUGUGGAAAAAUGUGCUGCGUUUGCGUAGUUGUUCUUACUGCGAUAGGUUCUAACAAUAAUGAGAUGCCUUUUGUUGGCUCUUCU
This is a messenger RNA of Sycon ciliatum, 3215 nucleotides long. Its product is annotated as angiopoietin-related protein 7-like. The transcript has 7 exons. Gene Ontology annotation, molecular function: calcium ion binding. Lineage: Eukaryota; Metazoa; Porifera; Calcarea; Leucosolenida; Sycettidae. The record is from RefSeq and is a predicted model, not a curated record. Bases 270 to 1604 code for a protein of 444 amino acids.